UCAGACAACAUAAAAGCAGCCAGAGGGAUCACAUCAGUCAGGAUUCUGGUGAGCGAUCUUGAAUUGACUUGGAGAAUGAAUUUCCCACUAUUACUGUUUGUGUCACUGUUCUGCAGCUUGACUUGGACCCAGGAUUAUGAUAGUAAUCCUGAAACAGGCACUAUAGAAACACAGUCAUGCUUUCCUGACAUGUGCAACCUCCUGAAAGAGUUUGGUGCCAUGAGAGAAAAACUGGGAGCUAUGGAAACCAGGCUGAGGGACAGUGAAAGCCAGAUUCUUGAACUGAAGGGCAAAGAAAACAACACGGUAGUAUUCAGUGUAGCAAAUGGUGGAAAUGGAGCUGUUGGACCCUUUGAUGCACACACAACUUUAAUCUACAGAACAGUGAUGACAAACAUCGGCAAUGCCUACAGUCCAGUUACCGGUAUCUUCGCAGCACCUACUGCAGGCAUUUACUACUUCACCUUCUAUUAUCAUGCCGGAGGGGAUCACCCAGUGAAUCUAUCCCUCUUCAAGAACAACGAGGUCGUUGUGGGGACCUCUGACCACCGCUCAUUGAACGACGGGGCCGACAACGGAGGCAACGCAGUGUUUGUGCAGCUGCAGAAAGGGGACCAGGUGUUCGUGCGCUUACAUGCUAAUACACAUGUUUGGGGAGACGACUACAGCACCACUUUCAGCGGUUUCUUGGUCAACCAGGUUUAAGAAACAGUGAAGAUGAUCCAUUUGUCGUCAUGAUUACGACUUUAGGUAAAGACUUAAACGUGCAGUGUGUAGCGUUUGUUGGUAUCUAGUGGUGAGGUUGCAGAUUGCAACAAAUUGAAACUUCUUCCAUGUGCCAAGCGUCUAGAAACCCAACGAUGGCCAACAUGAAAAACGCAAAUGACCCUUUCUAGAGUCAGUGUUUGGUUUAUCCUUUCUGAGCUACUGUAGCACAAUGGUGCCUGUCUACUUGAAGAUGACCAGCUCUGUAUGUAGACAUUGACUGCUCAUUCUAAAGUAAUGAAAACACAAUUCUUAUUUUCAUUAAAGAACAGAUACUUUUUGAUAUCAUAUUACAUUUCUACCAAUAGAUCCCCUUAAAUGCUGCACACUGUACUUUUGACAGGUCUGAAAUAAAUUGAGUAUUUUCAUUUGAAUUCAAUCUAAUAAUCUAAACCAGAUGCUACUGCGGGAUAAAACGUCAAUUUAUAUUCCAAUUGGGCUUUUGAAAACUGGGACUUUUUUAUUUUUUUCUGAGUUUAAAUUGCAGAAAGAAUCAGAAAACAGUUGUGUGUCAGUAACGGCAUGUCAAUACAUUUCAGAAAUCAAAAUCAAAGCUUUUGGUUAAAGAAUGUAUCUUAUUAACUUUAGUUACACAUCAAAUAAAGCAUUUGAUCAGAGGCUCAAACUAUUAUUGAAUAAAUCUGCUUCAAACUUUGCUAAAAUAAAUAAAGUGCUUAAGACUGAUGAUUUGUGAUUUGCAGUUGCCAUUAAAAAAAUGAAUUGUGACAACCA
Molecule: messenger RNA, 1497 nt
Organism: Anoplopoma fimbria (sablefish)
Lineage: Eukaryota; Metazoa; Chordata; Actinopteri; Perciformes; Anoplopomatidae
Product: complement C1q-like protein 2
Exons: 3
Coding region: 76-705 (209 amino acids)
Molecular function (GO): protein binding
Source: RefSeq, a predicted model, not a curated record